AUGCACUUCUCACUCCUGAUGGCUUUGGCCACUUUGGCGUCGCCCUUUCGAGGGGUCGCAGCCCUCUCAAUGCAAUUGACAGAACGAGAGAUGCCGGCCGUCUUUUCUCUUCCAGUAGAUUAUCGCCCCGUCUCUCAGGCGAAACUGCAGAAAAGGAAUCCAUCUCCUACCGUUCAAGCAGACACCAUGCUUUACGACCUGACACCCAUUGUCAAAUUGAGUGUCGGAACGCCACCACAGCUGAUAGGACUGGUAGUAGAUCUCCAAAUGGGUUUCAUCGCUUUUCUCGUGCCGAACACCACGGAUUGUGUUCCGCAGUCAAACGCAACCUCAGCACAAUAUAAUUGCGCUACUGACGACUAUUGCGUUACCAUGGGCUACUUUUGCCCUGCAUCAUCAUCAACCAUGAAGUCGAUACAGCCCUCGAAAUCAGACCCGGAAGGCCCCGUCAACGCGGAUGUCGUGACAGUCGGCAGCCAGAGAGUAGAUGGCGUCCACAUGUGGCUAAACGAUAUCUCUCCAGGCGAAUACAGUAGAAUGGGCAUUUCGCCUGGCUCGCCCUUCUUAUACCUAAUGGUUGACCAGGGCUUCAUCAACUCUCCGUCAUUCAGCCUUUGGAGCUAUGGGACUCCAAAUAACCAGGGACAGUUGCUUUUCGGUGGAGUCAACAAAGCAAUGUACAAAGGGACGCUCCAAGCAUUUCCUCUUUCAGGACCAAAUAACAACGUGAACAUGCCAAUCGCAGCAGUUGUUGUAGAGAGUGGCGGCAACGCAGUAUUAUCUACGAUUGACAUCUUCACUUUCCUUCCCAAUAAGACAGUACAGCAAAUUUAUGCCGAUCUUGACAUCACUCCGACUUUCAUCCCGAGCUUCAAUGCUUCUAUGGGUAUCGUUGAUUGUGCCAGAACGCAAUCCGAGAAUCGAACCGUCUCCCUAGUAUUUGGUAACGCCACGAUUUCGGUACCUUGGAGCGAACUAUUCAUCCCUUUUGAAGACGAUACCUGCGAGUUUACCAUCGUGCCAUACAGGCCGGACUUGACUUAUGGGCCAGGCAGCGAAUUACAAAUUGGCGCUACUGUCCUUCAAUACAUGUAUUUGGCUGUGGAUUACGAUAACAUGUUCGCCGCCGUGGCGCCACUGAAUCCCAACCCAGGCCCGGAUAAUAUCUUAGAAAUAGGGAACGGGACACGAAUUCCGGACGCUGAUGGGGACUUUCCAGCUACCAUUACUCCGUACGGGGCACCGACGUUAACCACCACAACCACGGGGUCCCUGCCAACAUCAACGACAGCUUCAAAAGCGCAAGCCGUAACAUUUACACCUAGAGCUAUGGAUAUAAUACUUGGGCCAGACGUGGACAAGAUUCUGAAUGACUAUUCGAAUCCGCCUUGUCAGAAUCAAGAUGACACCCCUAAGGUGUUACGAGCAUUCCUUAAAUACUUGUGCGAAGAGGCAAAAACACUGUUGAUGCAAGAGAUCAAACAGUUCAACGGAAGAAUAGCAUUAAGGCAGCUCCGCAAUUUCCUCGUCGACUCAAUAUUAAAGAGUAUGCUAAUAGCUGGCAGCAAACAACCCAAAUCACUUACGCCGUCCCCCAUCGUGAUCCCUGGCUUGACUGCAGAGGAAAGUCAAAAUCAACUAGAGUUAAGGAGCGACCACACUGCUGUCAAGCAAGCAUGCUUGGCAAGAGACGGUCACCGCUGUGUUCUCACCGGCAUGGUCGAACAACUUCAUUUCAUGAGUAUACCGUCACAAAACCGUGGAGAUUUAUGGUCUUGCACAACCGAAUGUGCACAUAUCGUUCCCUUUUCUUUGGGAAAGCUCAACCCGAACUCUACCCAGGAGGUUGAGACCAAGGCCCAGAUUUGGAGGGCGAUUUACCGCUACUUUCCCUUCGUGGCAGGGAAAAUCGGACCCGAAAAUAUCAACGCUCCCGAAAAUGCUAUAACUCUGAGGUCAGAGGCUCAUAUGGAAUUUGCCGCACAUCGUAUUGCCGCUGAACCUACGAAGACGGAACACAACUACCAUAUCCAUGAUCUCGGCGCAGUUUAUUCCGUAGCUCGAGAUUUAUCGAACACGAUCACUAUGAAACAAUCAGACCCAGCAAUUGCGAUGCCAGAUCCCAACCUCCUGAGGCUACACUACCAAGUAUCGAUGAUCCUGCAGGAAAGUGGUAUUCGAGAGAGAUAUGAGAGGACCAUGUGGGAAAAUGAAGAUAAUUCGAUCCAAAACAUUCAAUGUGAUGGCUCUACAGAUCUAGGGAAUAUCUUGUCCAGCAAAAUGCUCACAGACAUCUAG
Molecule: messenger RNA, 2298 nt
Organism: Trichoderma breve
Lineage: Eukaryota; Fungi; Ascomycota; Sordariomycetes; Hypocreales; Hypocreaceae
Product: eukaryotic aspartyl protease domain-containing protein
Exons: 8
Coding region: 1-2298 (765 amino acids)
Biological process (GO): proteolysis
Molecular function (GO): aspartic-type endopeptidase activity
Source: RefSeq, a predicted model, not a curated record